AUGUUUUUUUGUGAAUUUCAGGUGCUGAUAUUAAGCAGAUGCAGAAUAAGCAUUAUGUUGACUGCUUUGGGUCUAACUUCCUGGAGCACUGGAAUGGAGUCACAAAGAUCAAGAAGCCAGUCAUUGCUGCAGUGAAUGGAUAUGCUUUGGGUGGUGGUUGUGAGCUGGCAAUGAUGUGCGAUAUUAUCCUUGCUGGAGAGAAGGCAAGGUUUGGCCAACCUGAAAUCACAAUUGGCACCAUCCCAGGAGCAGGUGGCACCCAGCGCCUGACAAGGGCCAUUGGCAAGUCACGUGCCAUGCAGAUGUGUCUUACCGGAGAAAUGAUCACAGCACAGCAAGCAGAUGCCUGGGGCCUCGUCAGUUCUGUUCACCCCCCUGACCAACUAGUCGAUGAGGCAGUCAAGCUUGGAGAAAAAAUUGGAAAGCAUUCAAAACUUGUGGUUUCCAUGUGCAAAGAGGCCGUCAACAAAUCUCAAGAAUUAUCCUUGAAUGAGGGACUCCACUUUGAAAAGCGUAUCUUCCACGGGACAUUUGCCACAAAUGACCGCAAAGAAGGCAUGACAGCCUUUGUUGAGAAAAGGGCACCAAACUUCACAGAUAGCUAAAGUAUAUUGAAAGGAUUCAGGUGUGGCUGGGUUGAUGAAAUUUGCCAUUGUAUACUAAAAAAACACAGUAACACUAGGGACCCAAAUUUUUCAGAGAAGUAUGAGUUAGGUGAUUUGUGUAUCAUAGAUGUGUGAAUGACUUAACUUUUUGAAUAAAAUAAGAAAAAGUCA
Messenger RNA from Penaeus indicus, 776 nucleotides. RefSeq names its product enoyl-CoA hydratase, mitochondrial-like (gene Echs1). Gene Ontology annotation, molecular function: enoyl-CoA hydratase activity. Gene Ontology annotation, biological process: fatty acid beta-oxidation. Gene Ontology annotation, cellular component: mitochondrion. Bases 39 to 605 code for a protein of 188 amino acids. Lineage: Eukaryota; Metazoa; Arthropoda; Malacostraca; Decapoda; Penaeidae. The record is from RefSeq and is a predicted model, not a curated record. The transcript is spliced from 6 exons.